This is a messenger RNA of Trifolium pratense (red clover), 794 nucleotides long. RefSeq names its product CST complex subunit STN1. NCBI's taxonomy places the organism in Eukaryota, Viridiplantae, Streptophyta, Magnoliopsida, Fabales, Fabaceae. The record is from RefSeq and is a predicted model, not a curated record. Gene Ontology annotation, molecular function: nucleic acid binding. The transcript has a single exon. Bases 55 to 588 code for a protein of 177 amino acids. Gene Ontology annotation, cellular component: DNA replication factor A complex; site of double-strand break; chromosome, telomeric region. Gene Ontology annotation, biological process: double-strand break repair via homologous recombination; nucleotide-excision repair; DNA replication.
UUAACUAUCUUCCUCAACACACAGAAAAAACAGAGCAAAUUCAGAAACCCCAAAAUGCAGCAAAACAACAAUCCAAUCCCAAUCUCACUACACAACGCACACGUCAAGCUUCUCGCUUUCGAUUUCCUAACCCUAACACCACCAUCUUCCCCAGACUACCCCUUCACCCGCAAAUUAAUCCCAAUCACCCGCGCAGAAACCCUAGGAACAAUCGUCCUCCGCGAUCACAAACCCGCUAAAUUCCUCCGUUUCGCAAUCGACGACGGAACCGGCUGCAUCCCUUGUAUCCUCUGGCUGAAUCACAUGACUUCUCCUCAUCUAGCUCGACGUCGUAGUCCACAGGAUCUUUGUCUUCUUGCUGAUGCUGCUGCGAGAUCUGCGGAAAUGGUGAAGGUUGGUGUUGUUGCUAGGGUUAGAGGGAAGGUUACUGGGUUUAAAGGUGGUGUGCAGAUUACUGUUACUGAUGUUUUUGUUGAAAGGGAUCCUAAUGCUGAGAUUUUGCAUUGGAUUGAGUGUGUUAAUUUGGCUAAGAAUUGUUAUAAUCUUGUUAAUGUUCCUUCUUCUUCUGGUUCUGUAACGCUUAAAUAGAAUUAGAAACUUUGUUAUGCUUUUUGAUUUUGUUAAUAAGAGUAGUUUAGUUACUAAACGAUGUUUUAUUAUUGAUGUUUAGCAAUUAGAAGAAGAAAUGUUGAUUAUUGAGAGAGAAAACGAAAAUGUAUGUGAUGCUAUGAAGGACGGACACCGGAUACGACACACAAUUGAAUGUAAUUAUAAGUGUCAGUGUCCUGUCCGAU